AUAUUAAGAAUAUUAUUGUAGUUGGAAUAUUAAAGUUAUAAUGUAAAGAAAAUCAGAUAAGAAAAAAAAAAACACUUUAAUUAAAAUUAUGUACAGUAUUUAUAUAAUACACAGGUUAAGUUGGUGCUAUGGAAACAUAUUUUAAUAUCCCAUUAUUUUGUUACUUUCUAGCUUCUCUGGCUGCAGAUGCUAAAGGUAAAGGCAAUAAGGCAAAAGGUAAAGAAAAAGGUGGUAAACCUACUCAAGAAACAGAGCCAGCUGACAGUCCUGACUUUAUAAAUCCACUGUUAGAAGGUGCUGAUUAUAUAGAUGGUCAACUGUGGGUGGCUGGUAACAGGGUUCUCAUUAACCUCAAUCUCUCACGAAAUGAGAUAGGCGAGACGGGCCUGGAGGCCCUACUAAAGGCCAUGCAGUAUCAAACAACAUUGUGUAUGGAAAACAAAAGUAGUGGAACUGGGCUUAUGAGAUUAUUAGUCGGGAAAAACAAGGUACGAUCCAGCCAUGAGUUACUUCAGAAGAUAACAGAUAUCAUGUUACCUAAAGAUCCUUUCUAUAAACCACCACCACAGACCCCGGAUGUUACUGAGGCUUAAUCACAAAUACAGAUUACAUAAUGUCCCUUUUAACUUUAAUAUAGCUUUAACAGCUCUUUAUUUGAUUGAUUUGAAAAAUAUUCUUUGACUGGAUUUCCAGUAAAAAGUUUUUAUUUGGAGUCUUUGGAAAAAAAAAAUUAAUUGUAUUCCUUGGGAAAAAUCUUCAAUUGACUUCAAAGUUCUUGGAAAGUUUUGACAGCAAUAUAUAAUGAUGAUUUAAAAACAUUAAUAAAGAUAAACUGGGAAAGUUAAACAGCUAUCUAUUUAUUUCGUUUGCUUGUGUGAAAAUGUGAUAACAAAAACUGUGAUUUUAAACAUUUAGAUAUGAUCAUUCAAACAGUGCAAAAAUUCAAUCACAAUUUGUUCUAUGUUAAAUUGAAGGUCAACAUUAAAACAUAUAUUAGUAUUACUUAUUUAAAUAUAUACAUGUAUAUAUGUGGAGCAAAGUUAUAAUAAAAUGUGCUAAAUGUUAAAUGUAAAAGCCUAUAGCUAUAACUUGGCUUUUAAUUUUAUUUUAGAAGUUUAAGCAACAUUAACACAUAAUAACAUUGGAACCUAACAUUGCUCAAAUGUGUGAAAUUUGAAUAGAAAAGCUUGUAUCUUAUAAAAAUUACUAUCUGUUAGAUGAUAAUUCUGUAACUUAUUGAAAUAAUGUUGUCCUUUAUCUAAUAAACUUUAUUAAACACUCACAUUAACAUUUAGUAUUUUUGUUAUUUUUUGUAAACGUCCAUAUUUUCUGUGAUAAUGGUUGUAUUUUCUUGUUCAGAGUUAUUUUAUAUGUACAUGUAUGGUUAUUUUAUUUAAAAAAUGUUAUUGAAUGUAUUUUUCAUUUCAAUAACAUAUUCAUUACUUAACAGUUUGAAAGUUUAGAGUCAUAAAUGCAUAUAUAUAUGUUACAUAAUUAUUAUGUUAUGUAUGUAAAAUAUGCAACUUGCAUUUGU
This is a messenger RNA of Ruditapes philippinarum (Manila clam), 1534 nucleotides long. Its product is annotated as leucine-rich repeat-containing protein 71-like. The transcript is spliced from 4 exons. The record is from RefSeq and is a predicted model, not a curated record. Bases 129 to 593 code for a protein of 154 amino acids. Lineage: Eukaryota; Metazoa; Mollusca; Bivalvia; Venerida; Veneridae.